AUGGCAGAUGCGGCAAAUGGUGAAAAAAGACCCAGGCUGGGUGGUUCCAGGUUUGCUGUGGUUUCGCAGGCUGCGCCUAUCCCAGUUUUUGCAUUGACAGCAGCUUUCAAGGAAGAUAAAAACGCUACAAAGUAUAACUUGGGAGUUGGAGCCUACCGGACUGACGAUGGUGUACCCUGGGUCUUGCCCGUGGUCAAGGACAUUGAGAAGCAGAUGGCCGCAGACGAGAGUUUGAACCACGAGUACCUGCCGGUCCUAGGCAUACCGGAGUUCACCAGCGCGGCCACCAAGAUGCUGCUGGGAGAAAACAGUCCUGCUAUCCUGGAGAAUCGGGCUUUUGGCAUUCAGUCUCUGAGUGGUACCGGUGCCGUCCGACUAGGAUGCCAGUUUCUGAUAGAGCAGCUGAAAAUCAACGUGGCGUAUGUCUCGGACCCCACAUGGACCAACCACAUUAACAUCUUCAACAAGCUCAAGUUCUCGAGCAUUCACAAGUAUCGCUAUUGGAAUGCCCAGACCCGAUCCUUGGACAUAGACGGGAUGCUGGAGGACCUUGAGAAUGCUCCGGCGGAUUCCCUGAUUAUGCUGCACGCUUGCGCCCACAACCCAACUGGAGUCGACCCUACCCAAGAACAGUGGAAGAAGAUUGCUGAAGUGGUCAAGAGGAAGAACUUGUUUCCCUUCUUUGACUGUGCCUACAUCGGCUUCGCCACCGGAGACAUCGAGCGGGAUAGCUGGGCAGUCAAUUACUUCGUUAGUCAGGGCAUGGAGCUGAUGGCUGCCAUGUCAUUUGCCAAGAACUUUGGUCUUUACAAUGAGCGAGUCGGCAAUCUCGUUUGCGUCGUGAACAACACCGACACCAAAGUGCCGAUGAAUUCGCAGCUGACCAGAAUGAUAAGGACGAUGUAUUCCAGUCCACCCAGUCAUGGUGCACGGAUCGUCAGCACGGCCCUCAACAAUCCAGCCCUCUUUGCACAGUGGAAAGAUCACAUCAAGACAAUGAGUGGACGCAUCUUUGAGAUGAGACAGAUGCUGUACCAGCGUCUUCAGGCACUGGGCACACCCGGAAAAUGGAACCACGUCAUCGACCAGAUUGGCAUGUUCAGUUACACGGGCCUCGGACCCAACCAGGUGGAUUUCCUGCUCAAGAAGUACCACAUCUACGCCAUGAAAUCAGGCCGCAUCAACAUGUGCGCCAUCACCACCAAGAACGUGGACUACAUUGCCAAGGCCAUCCAUGAAGCAGUCACCACCGUGGUGGAAGACCCCAAGCUGUAAAACAAACAAGUCUUGGGCCGCGUCCCGAUCUCUCAUUGUCAUGGUCCUUGCUCGUCACAACUGCAUGGAAACAAGCGGGCAAAAGAUGUAGCCGUAAGCCCGUUUUGGGGACACGGCCUUACAAGGCUGUAUGAGCAGAAAUUGUAAUUCAUUCAGCUCAGGUGUAGAGAAUACUGUCCAUGAUUGUAGUCAGUACAUUUAUCAAAUUUGGUGCUGUGUCCCCUUGAUUUUUUCCUGUUUCAAUUUGCAUGGUUUUCUAGUCUCUGAUUUGUAAUAAGUGCCAGCUUUCUUUUGUGGGUGAUUCAAAAUGGCUUAACAGAAACAGUCACAUGGGCACGGCUGCAGUUGGCACAAAAUAAAAAAUGCUUUAAUUAUCUAUAAAACACAGCUUGAUUUUAAAAAGUUUGAAUACAAAUUUACAGAAACCACAAUAAACUACAAAUUUACAGAAACUAUGACUACUUUAAAUUUACAGAAACUACGAUAAGUGAUUGACAACAUGCUUGCGAAAUUGGUGAAAUUGGUGGUGGUGAGGGAAAAUCUAAGAAGGGUAAUGUUGUAACUGAUGUAGUUUGCCAAAGUUCAGUUCUGUGAGUAAAUUGGUGGAGGUUUAUUGCUAGUCUAGAUGUUACUUUGCAGCUGUGAUAAGAGAAUUUUGUUGCCACAACUGAAGUACGUAAACGCUUGAUUUGGUUUGAUGCACAGACAAUGCAGUAAAAUCAACUGAUUGGGCAUUUCACAUGAAAGAUGAUAUGCCAUUGCCUCUGAAUCAAGUCUAACAGUGGACAGUUGGAAGGGGGUUCUGUAAUGGGAGCCUUUUGAGACGGUGGUGGCAGCAAACAUACUGUCCUUUUCAAUUGUUUACGUCGUGUUAAAGCUAAAGCACACAUGCUCAAUAUGACGCAAACAAUGGAAAAAGGACCGGUGUGUCUGCUGCCACCAACGUCUGAAAAGUCUCCAAUUUGCAUGUAAUUGUGCCAGAACUUGGAAAUGUGCUGUGUCGAAAUACGUGAGUCCACCAAAUUUGUGCAGUGAAUUGCCAAGAGCUGAUUUAAGACGUCCGAUAUAUUCAUAUUUUAUCUUGAUUUGAGUAUAAUAUUAACUUGAUUUUAUCAUCCCUCGCUAUGACAAAAAAAUACGGCAAGUCUUGUUAAGCGGGUCUCAGAUGAGCGCACAAGAAUCUGUUCACUCAAUUCAGAAUAGCUAUUCACUGGAUGCAUGUGGCCUACUAAAUGGGCCAAAUUUUGCCCAUUGGAGUAAUCCUAUUUUUUGGGCCAAGGUAAGACUUAAGCACGUCUAAUUCACAAGUGACUGUCAGUCAGUCAGGCAGGUACAAAGAGGACUAUAGGCCGGCCUUCUGGGACCAGCACAAACUUGUUAACAAGACCUUGAAGAAUUAUUAUGAAUUUUCUUAUAACAGGCUUUUGUUUAUCAUGCCAAUUUAACUAGGAAUUGUGUGUAGGAUUCUGUGUCGGAUAUGACAGCAACACCAGAAAGUAAUGCACAAUGUAUUGGAAAUUUUAGCAAAGACAAUUUCACUAGUGAAAAUCAACUUCAGUGUUAUUAAACGUGUGAGUACCAAUUACUAAGUGUAUUGCUGCCCAACAUGUAUUUCUAUUACGUUUUAAAGUAUUUUUAUCCAAUAAGCAAUAAUGUGAUAAGUACGUUUUAGUACAUUUUAAUACAAAGGUGAAAAAAACUUUAAAUGGGUGGGACUCGAACCCGCGACCUCUUGCUUACCAGUGCAGAUAUAACAAACGCACUUACCAGAAGCAGUUGGCUUAUUGGAGGGACCACAAUCGACGACAUUCUAUUUACAGGUUUUUGACAAAUAUUCCUUUACAUGCUUUCAAAAACAAAAAUUGAUCAGUACACACAUACACUUUUACCAUAACUAUCUAGGCAGGUUUAGCCAGAAACUCUCUUGGAUCCUCGUAGAUCAUUCAUCUCCACUGUGCAGACCAUAGUGGCAAGGGCCACCAAAUUCCACCUUUUCUCAAAACUUCAGAAACUAUCAAAUUAACCGGUGCGUUAUGAGCAUGGUCUUGGAGGGGGUAGGGUUAAAGUCGGUGAAGGGCUGAAGCACUCCAAUCCUAUCAAAAUGCAGUAGUUAUCAAGUGUGCCAAAGAGAACGUGUUUUACAUGUAACGUAUUAACUUGUUAAUAGUUUUUACUUGCAGCUUUGGCUUCAUUUCCAUAGAUUUCUGCAUUAUGUUGCCCAAUAGGCUGUGCUACGUCUGGCCAAAGUUCUUCUAUGGUAGUUUAGCUACCCCCAGUCUUUCACCCAAACUCCGCCCCUUAUUACUGGAAUUACAUACAUGUACUUGAGAUGCAAUGAUUAAUUGCUGUGGAAUGUUGUGGAAUAUUAAUAUAGAGAUGUGAUAAUAUGAAUAUGCCGAAUAAAGUAUGCGAAUAUAACGAAUGUUUGCAUUGUAAAAGG
This is a messenger RNA of Patiria miniata (bat star), 3715 nucleotides long. It is a transcript of the gene got1, whose product is annotated as aspartate aminotransferase, cytoplasmic-like. Gene Ontology annotation, cellular component: cytosol. Gene Ontology annotation, biological process: L-aspartate biosynthetic process. The record is from RefSeq and is a predicted model, not a curated record. Bases 1 to 1275 code for a protein of 424 amino acids. Gene Ontology annotation, molecular function: L-aspartate:2-oxoglutarate transaminase activity; pyridoxal phosphate binding. NCBI's taxonomy places the organism in Eukaryota, Metazoa, Echinodermata, Asteroidea, Valvatida, Asterinidae. The transcript has 9 exons.